UAUGUUCAUUAUAUUUCAAAAUUUUGUCAUUAUCUCGAUUUUCUCGGUAGCCAAACAGAUUCGUGAUUGUGAAACACAAUGGGAACUUCCGACGUUCUGGAGUUGGAGACAUAACGAGUUUAAUUUGCUUUACGGAAUUGGUUUUGUUCACCAUGGCUCGGUGACUAGAAGUGGAAGUGGGUUGACUUUCGAUUUGGGGAAGUUGUCGUGUUAUGUUUUCUUUUCUGAGCUGACCGGAGUUUAGAUUGUUCAUAUGUCUGUCUAUUUGAUUGGCUGAAGGUGAUAUGACGGGAAACAUACCUGAGAUCCAAAGUAGAUGUGUAGAGAAUGAUACUUGUCUUGCUGACAAUGCAAAUGCUUCUGCUGGUUCUCCUAAAACUUCUCCAGAAGUCUUUCCAUCUGCUAUUGAAUUCUAUGUCUGGUCUGAUGAGGGGAUUAAUCUGUUCGUGGAUUUAAAUUCUAGCCCUUUGGACUGGACCGAAAGAUUAAAAAAUGAGGUUUACAUCUGUGAGAGCAUCUACAGAGACAAAUGUCUGCAACAGAAUCUCUGUUGGUUUAAAGGUCAUAAAGAAUUUGCCAAGUCUUUUCAGUGGAACAAUCAUCCUGGCCUGUUGAAGGAUGACUAUUUACAGAAAGAGGCUCCAUCCAGUUCGAACCUGAUGACAGAUAACUGCAUGGUGACUGACCAACUAGAUGAAGCUAAUGGAUCUGUAAUCUUCUCUGCAAUUACGUCUCGUGCCAUUAAUGCAGAUGCAUCUGAGCAUAUAGAUGAAGAUCAGACAAUCAUUUCUUCUGAAACUUAUUUUGAUGUGCAGAACCAGAAACUUGCUGGGUCUGAAAUUUGUACUGAAGAGGAUAAUCGUGAAAUGAAUCUUGAUAAUGAUAUGAACAAUGCUUUACGAAAAACAGAAAUUUCUGAUCCAGGUUCUGGUGGUCCAUCUAGUCUUUCCACAUCAGACCAUCAAAAUCUUAUAAGUGAAAUUUGUGAAACUUCAACACUACAGAAUAGCUGCCGUAUUUUAAAUCUCUCUGUGGAUAAUCCAGGAAGCUUAGCCGCUGGUUCUAUGGACAUGGAAUCAUCCGAUAUUGAACAAUGCCCUACAGACGUUUCUGAUUACAGCUUGCAAACAAGUACAGAGAAGUUGGAGAGGAACAACUUAAGUGCUACAAUGGAGAUUUCAGAAUACUCUCAAUUUCCUGAAUCUUUGGAGAAGCUGUUGCCUGUAUCUCAUAUUCUCGAGUCUAAUGGAGCACAUAAGAGGAAGAAACUCCCUAAAAAUGAAACAAGACGUUGUUAUAGUGAACCAGAUAGAAGAGUUGUAAGAAAUGUAACUAAAAAACGGGGGCUGCCUAGAAGAUCCAGGCGGCUCAUUUUAAAGACUGUGAGUUCGUAAAGUGCAUUGGGAAAUGAUGGAACAUGGAAGAAUCAGUUUCUUCACAUCUACAGUGGUCUAAGGAAGAAUCACAUUAAUAGUUGCGUUGAAUCAAACAUCUUUUUCCUGGGAAAGAACAAGCUUGUAUGCAGGUUUCUUCUUCAGUUGGAUGGUAAGAACUCUUUAUCAUGUUAUGGAAGAAAUCAUGUGUGUAAUGCUGGUGAGUUUCUUAUGUGAAGGAAUUCGUAUUAACAAGAUUCUUUAGUGA
Molecule: messenger RNA, 1641 nt
Organism: Cucurbita maxima (winter squash)
Lineage: Eukaryota; Viridiplantae; Streptophyta; Magnoliopsida; Cucurbitales; Cucurbitaceae
Exons: 6
Coding region: 285-1394 (369 amino acids)
Source: RefSeq, a predicted model, not a curated record